This is a messenger RNA of Eutrema salsugineum, 1029 nucleotides long. Its product is annotated as 50S ribosomal protein L7/L12. Gene Ontology annotation, biological process: translation. Gene Ontology annotation, cellular component: ribosome. Bases 309 to 875 code for a protein of 188 amino acids. Lineage: Eukaryota; Viridiplantae; Streptophyta; Magnoliopsida; Brassicales; Brassicaceae. The record is from RefSeq and is a predicted model, not a curated record. Gene Ontology annotation, molecular function: structural constituent of ribosome. The transcript is spliced from 2 exons.
AACGCCGGAGGUAAGCCAUUUCUUUCUUUCUCAUCUUCUUCUCCGGUUCUCGAGCUCUCUUUUUCACCUCAUAGGUCUGUGUUUUAUGGAACCCAUUGUCUGAUUUCGGGACUCUGAUAAGUUACGAACUUGCUGGGUUUUGAUGUCUGGGGUUGGUUUUUCUGUAAUCGGAGCGGAUCACUAAGUAUUAUAGACUGUGAGUUUUUACUGUAUCUAUCCUGUGAAGAUCUGGAGACAGAGAAGACUCUUUUUGGUCACUUGAAAUGAUCUUGGGUUGAUGUUUUGUAUGGUAGCAGAGUAAUAGAGUCAUGAAGCUUAUAUCGCUUGUCAGGAAAGUUCAUUCGCUGCAAUGCCAACCCAAAGUAAACUGGUCUGUGCAAGUGCGUUUCUUGCAGCAAGAUUCUGUAUCGAAAGCUAAACCUAAGAAAUACAAGUAUCCGUCAGUUUAUGACCCAUAUGGUCCUAGACCUCAACCUUCAAACAAAAUCGUGGAGCUAGCUGAGCGAAUAGCUGCAUUGUCUCCGGAAGAACGAAAACAGAUCGGUCCUGCACUCAAUGAACACCUGAGUCUACCAAAACAACAGAUGAUUUCAACGGAAGGCAUGAGUAUCGGAGCAAAGCAAGAUGCUGGUACCGGAAAAGCAGAGGAGAAGAAGGAGAAGACGGCUUUCGAUGUGAAGCUGGAGAAGUUUGAUGCAUCUGCCAAGAUCAAAGUGAUAAAAGAAGUGAGAGCAUUCACGAGUUUGGGUCUCAAGGAAGCGAAAGAGCUUGUGGAGAAAGUCCCGGUCGUGCUUAAACAGGGUUUGACAAAGGAAGAAGCCAAUGAAAUCAUAACAAAGAUCAAAGCUGUAGGCGGAGUCGCAGUUAUGGAGUAAGUGACUUUGACCCUUGUAUUUUUCUUCUGUGUUUGAUUUGUUUUUAUUUUUGGUAUUGUGUUUGAUCACAUCUUGGCACUUACAGUAGAUGUUUUGUAAUAACUUAAGUGCUGCCAAAUUCUGGUUUUCUCUCACUGAUUUUGGUUUCCUUGCA